Molecule: messenger RNA, 2813 nt
Organism: Xiphophorus couchianus (Monterrey platyfish)
Lineage: Eukaryota; Metazoa; Chordata; Actinopteri; Cyprinodontiformes; Poeciliidae
Gene: rab20
Product: RAB20, member RAS oncogene family
Exons: 2
Coding region: 288-1097 (269 amino acids)
Molecular function (GO): GTPase activity; GTP binding
Source: RefSeq, a predicted model, not a curated record
CUGUAAGACAGUACCGUGGGAGAAAAAACUCCUCCUCGCUCUUUGGUUUCCCACCUCCUUCCUGUUUCACCUCAGUUACUUUUUUGAAGUUCAGACUCACUCAGCAAGAGUGUGCUGAAGGGUCACUGUCACACAGUGAAGAAGAAAUGUCGUAUUUUAGUUCAUAAAAUGCUUUUCGCUGCAGAAAGUCGGUACCUUCGUGAGGUUAUUUUCCUGAGUUAGACCGCGUCUCCUCGUCGGGGUUUGAACGUAAAUAGAUAACACUUGUAGACUGAAGAACCAUCACCAUGCCCGACCUGUCGAGGAUGAAGAAGCCCGACGUGAAGCUUGUUUUCCUGGGCGACAUGAACGUGGGGAAGACGUCGCUGCUCCACAGAUACAUGGAGAGGAAGUUCAAAGACACCAUUAGCACCGUCGGAGGGGCUUUUUUCCUCAAACAGUGGGGACCGUACAACAUAUCAAUCUGGGACACAGCUGGUCGGGAGCAGUUCCACGGUCUAGGUUCCAUGUACUGCCGAGGAGCAGCCGCCGUCAUCCUGACCUACGACGUCACUAACUGGCAGAGCCUCGCUGAGCUGGAGGAGCGCUUCCUGUCACUCACCGAUACCGCCAACCAUGACUGCAUCUACGCCUUAGUGGGAAACAAGGCCGACCUGACUGACUCCAAAGCCCACCAUUGCCAGGACUCGGACGGACUCCCCGAGGACCGAGCCGAGUGCGAGGAGGAGAGGACAGAACCGCACGUGUUGUCCGCCUGUCCCACUCCUCCUGGGACAGGUGGAGUGGGACAGCAACCCGCAUCCCUCUCCGGUUUGCUGCUUCACAAGCAGGUGGCGCGGGAGGACGCGGUGGCCCUUUACGGGAGAAUACUGCGAUACAAAGGCCUGGACGAGAAGAGCAGCCUCCCGGCAGACAAGAUGUGCUUCGAGACGAGCGCCAAGACCGGGUACAAUGUGGACGUCCUGUUUGAGACGCUGUUCGAUAUGGUGGUGCCCGCCAUCCUGAGUAAGAGACAUGAGAACCAGGCGUCUCCUACCGUAGAUCUGGAGGACUGGAGGAAGGUCAGUGGGAAGCGGGGCAAAUCCAGCUGCUGUUAAAGAUCUGAAGCAUCACCGAGGCUCCCAGCUGCGGACUCGUUUUUAUCAGUCGGUGUGUUUGACUGAGCAUUAAAUCCACACUGUGACGGUACUGUUUUGUGUUUGCCUUGACUGUGACUCAUUAACAAACACAUUUCCCAUUGAUGUGAAGAUUUAUAUGAGAUCCAGGUAGAGACAUUUUAAUAGGAAGGGAAAUAUCACUUUAUGCAAUAGACCUCCUACUUUAAUAACUCAAACUGCAGUUAAUAUUCCAAAGAUGUGCCUGUGGCCCAAAAGAACACAUUGAGAAAUGAAAGUAAAUUACUGCUGUAAAUGUUUUACUAUGUACUGCCACUAAAUGAACUGCACUAAUCAUUCAUUUCACUGUUUAUUGUACAAUCUUGAUCACAUUUCACUUUAAUCAAACCAUUCUUUUUUUUAUUUUUUAUUUUUUACAAAUAUUGAUGUUUGUCUUUAUAUUUUAUUAAAAUUAAGUGAAUGAUGAAAAUAUCAGUGUUUAAUUUUUUUAAAUAUAAUUUUAUAAAAUACAAUAAAGAAAUGUAUUUUCAGGUUUGUCUGCAUUCUUGGAUAUGUUACUUCAUCAGAAGAAUGAACAUAUUGAAUCAAAUGACAUAUUCAUGUGAAUUUUACCUUUUUAUUUAAUAAAAAAUUAAAUUAAAUGGAAUAAAAUGUUCUUAAAUAAUAUGCAACUGAAUUACAUUAAUUGAGAGUUGAGCACUUAGCAAAUCCAUAAGAAAAUACAAUGCUGUGAAGAAGUAUUUGUUUUGGGAGAGGUAUCUACCCCCAAACAUGGUAUUGGCAGUGUGGUUAUCUGGAGCUGCCUUAGGACCUGGAUGAAUUAGAAAGACUGAUGGAACCAUAAAUCCUACUUUCUGUCAGACAAUCUGGAAGUAUAAUGUCCAGCUGUCAAUUCAUAACCUUAGAUUUAGCACAGUUGGGUUAUGCAGUUGGACAUUGAUUCAAUGCACAUCAGCGAAUCCACCUUUGAAUGAGUAGAAAGCAAAAAGAAAGCAAGUUGGAGAUGGUUUACAGAAAAUCUGGACUUAAAUUCAACUGCUGGAGUGUGAUCAUUUUGUGAUGGGCCAUUCUUGUGCUAAAGUCCGUCAACGUGGCGAAAUUAAAACUGUCAUGCAGAACAUUUUGCCACUCCAGAUAAAAUUAUAGCACAAAUGCUUACAGGGCUGAGGCUUUUUCACAUAAGCUCAGGUUGAUUUGAAUAGCAGUUUUCCCUCAAUACAUAAAAUCAUCUUUUGAAAACUGUUUUGCUUUUAUUCAGAUAAUCUUUGCCUUGUUUGUUGAUAAAAAAAAAAAAGCAGAAACAUAAUUUGUUCUUGCAGAACACAGCAACAACAAAUUAAAAGCAAAUCCCGUGUAAUUUAAGAAAAAUAAUUACAAAAAAUGUGGUUAUGCAGGUAGGAAAUGGGAGUAGGAAUCAACAAAAUGAUAAAUGUGAUUGUCCUAACAACAACUAUCUGCCCUUAAGCCCCAAUUCAUGAUCUGAAGGAAAGUAGGAAGCCUAUUGGAAAAGAUCUUCAAUACCACACCCAGCAUCCUUCAACAGCUUUGGAUUAAAUAGUACAAAUACUACAAAUUAGUAUUACCCAAAAUCAAAGUGAAACAAAGUGGUCAGGGCAAAUGAAAGCUAUGAUUGAGUUUAGGCGAAAUAUCAGUAGCUUACAGAGAAAAAAUCCACAAAAAAUUCACAUAACUUAGAUA